AUGGGGCGUGACGAAAAUAAAAACGAGAUUGAAACAGAUACGGACGAUGACGAAGUUACUGAAAGUGGUGAAACCAUUUCGACAGAAAGAAGUUCCAAAAAUAUCGGUACUUCUCCGUCUAAAUUAUUUUGCAAGUGGCUACCGAAGAAAUAUUUCAAAUUCUUCUUCUUACUGCUUAACAGCAUAGCUCUCCUCACAGGUGUAACGGCGAUAACAAUAGCUAUCUGGAUGUUGACUGAUACAAACUUUACAUAUAGACUGCUCGGCCAGCAGCUUUUCAUGACAAUUUUAUUAAUUCUAGGAGUGUUUGUGUCUCUUGUAGCUUUUACCGGAAUCAUAGGAAUCGUGAAGAAAAAAGAAUAUUUCAUGAUUUUUUACUUAAUGUGCCAAUCAAUCGCUCUCUGUGCUGUGUUUGUAUAUUUGACAAUGAGUUUUCCAUUCUUCGACAAGAUUACGAAAAAGAUUCGAGAUGAGAUGAGCAACUCUAUGGAAAAUUAUCAGUCUUCAGAUUGGGCUGUGAAAGCGUGGGACAAUACUCAUAGAUAUUUAAAAUGCUGCGGAAUUAGAUCAUCCAAAGACUGGUUAGAUCAUCAAAUAAGCAUUCCACAAAGUUGUUGUUCUGUAUCACUUAAACAGUGCCUGCACAUGACAGAUAAUGUGUCUUAUAAAUCUGGAUGCUUAAAAGGAGCCUAUAUGCUGUUAAAAUCGUAUGUCCAGACUGCCUCUAUUUCAACGCUUGUCAUAUUUCCACUUCUGUUAAUCAGCGUGUUUUUAGCGUUUGGUUUACGAAAAAGAUUGAAAACGAAUCGAUUAAUGAGGGACGAAGCGACAUAUUUAUGAAGACAUCAAGGGUAAACGUGACUUACAAGUGAAUGACAAGUCCGGUGAAACGUUUUCCCGUUUUUUAUUAUCAUAUAUAGAUCAUAUAUUUUCUGAAAACACUUAAUAUAUUGUACUUAAGAUAAUAAUAUUGUAAGUUUAUUGGACAUGCUG
This is a messenger RNA of Cyphomyrmex costatus, 993 nucleotides long. RefSeq names its product leukocyte surface antigen CD53. The coding region runs from base 1 to 840 and encodes 279 amino acids. Gene Ontology annotation, cellular component: plasma membrane. The transcript has 6 exons. Lineage: Eukaryota; Metazoa; Arthropoda; Insecta; Hymenoptera; Formicidae. The record is from RefSeq and is a predicted model, not a curated record.